AUGGUUUUGCUGGCAGACAUUGGAACGAAUUUAGCCCUCUCCGUGGCGAUUCUCUUCUUCUCUCGCUUUCUCUGGAAUUAUCUCCGCUCCCCGUUGAAAUCCUUCCCAGGCCCCGCUAGCGCCAGCUUCACCAAUCUCUGGCGAUUGCAAGACGUAUUCAAGGGGCGUUGCGAUAUCACACACAAUGCGCUGCACCGGAAAUAUGGACCAGCCGUGCGUAUGGGGCCGAAUACACUCAGUCUCUCCGACCCGGCUUUGAUCAACCAAGUCUUCACCACAAAAAGUCCAUGGCUUAAGAGUGACAUGUACAAUGUAAACGAUGUCGUUGUCGGGGGUAUGCGUUUGAAGAAUCUGUUCUCCAAUCAGGAUGAGAAGUGGCACUCGACUUAUAUCCGUCCGAUAAAGAGCCUGUACUCUAUGAGCAGAGUUCAAGAUGUGGAACAGAACGUGGAUAUUACCAUCAAUUUGUUGCUUGAUAAGCUCCGAACACACUUUGUGCGCACCGGAAAGCCCUGUGAAAUGACUGAUUGGAUCAACUUCUUUGCUUGGGACGUCAUGAGCCAAGCCACAUUCUCUCAAGACCUCGGGAUUCUCGAAGCUGGAAGCGAUCACCAAGGAUUUGUCGGAAGAUCAAACAAGACACUCGACUACUUCGCAUCGAUCUGCCAAAUCCCCCUCCUAGACAUGCUCUUCGACAAAAACCCCAUUAUGCGCAUCGGCCCCCCAACUUUCGUCUGGGCCAACAUCUUCAGCGUCGAACAGCUUCAAAAACGCUACCUCCAAGGCGCCCAAGCAGCCAAUAACACCGACUUCCUCUCCAAAUUCCUCGAGAUCAAAGAGAAAAGCCCCGAGCUAGUCGACGACAACACCGUAAUCCUCUACCUGCUCUCCAACGUCCUAGCCGGCAGCGAAUCCACCGGGGCCUCCAUGUGCGCCGUGAUCUACUACGUCCUCAAGAACGAAAACGUUUACAAGAAACUACGCGCCGAGCUCCGUGUCGCUAACCUCUCCCUUCCGGCUAAAUGGAAAGACAUCCAGGGCCUGACGUAUCUUGAGGCUGUGAUGCGCGAGGCGAUGCGCAUGCACCCUGGCGUGGGUCUGAUGCUUGAGCGGAUCGUCCCGCAGGGCGGUCUCAGCUUGCCGGAUGGUCGGUUUGUGCCUGAGGGUACGGCCGUAGGCAUGAAUCCUUGGGUGAUUAAUAAGAAUGAGGAGGUGUUUGGUGAGAAUACGGAUGAUUUUGUUCCUGAGCGUUGGCUUCAGGGGGCUGGUGAGACGGAUGAGGUGUUCCAGGCGCGGUUCUCGAAGAUGAAGGGGACGGACUUUGGGUUUGGGGCUGGGUCGCGUGCUUGUUAUGGGAGGUAUUUGUCGCAGUUUGAGAACUAUAAGCUCAUUGCGACGCUCUUUAGCACUUUCGAUAUGGAGCUGCCGAGUCAGGAUCACAAGUGGCAGGUGAUCAACUCGUGGUUUGUGCGACAGAAGGACAUUCCUGUUCGCUUGAUGGAGCGGACGGAUGAUCCCGUUUCUGUUUAA
Molecule: messenger RNA, 1530 nt
Organism: Penicillium verhagenii
Lineage: Eukaryota; Fungi; Ascomycota; Eurotiomycetes; Eurotiales; Aspergillaceae
Product: cytochrome P450
Exons: 5
Coding region: 1-1530 (509 amino acids)
Molecular function (GO): heme binding; oxidoreductase activity, acting on paired donors, with incorporation or reduction of molecular oxygen; iron ion binding
Source: RefSeq, a predicted model, not a curated record